Molecule: messenger RNA, 1072 nt
Organism: Effrenium voratum
Lineage: Eukaryota; Dinophyceae; Suessiales; Symbiodiniaceae
Source: the annotation of a GenBank genome assembly
AGUGCCCGAUCGGCUCAAAGGGUGGCCAGGAUCGGAUUGCGGCUGUGCGGCUGUAUCCAUGGCGCAUGUGGCUCGGGAGCUGCUCAAAAAAGAGCUCGUCAACUUGAUGAAGGAUGAGAGCUGCGGCUUCUCUGUGGGCCUGGAGGAUGACUCGGACUUCUUCACUUGGCGCGUGGUUUUUGAGGGGCCCUCCGACAGCCUGUACGAGGGCGGGAUCUUCACUGCGAUUUUGAAGUUCCCAGGGGACUUCCCCAACAACCCACCGGAGAUGCGGUUUGAGACCGAAAUGUGGCAUCCCAACAUCUAUCCCGACGGGCGAGUGUGCAUCUCGAUUUUGCACCCGCCUGGCACGGACCGGUUCAACGACCAGGAGACUGCGGAUGAGCGCUGGCGCCCCAUCCUUGGGGUGCACAGCAUCCUCAUCAGCGUGAUCUCGAUGCUGGUGGACCCGAACCUGAACUCCCCGGCCAACAUUGAUGCGGCGGUGCACAUGAAGAACGACGCAUGGCUGGGACUUGGCUCAUUUUGGGCCUUUCCGUUUUGCUCAGCUCCGUUUUGCUGCGUUCUGCUCCGACUUCGAGGGCUGGAAGAAGAAGGUGAGGCAGCUGACCCGCAAGAGCGUGGAAGGAUGAAAGGCCAAAGGCCGACCUUGGCUCCGAUGGUGGAUUUGUCUUAGAUCUUAUUUGGGCAUGCCUUUUCUGCAAACAAGGACACCCUCAACAAGAGACUUUUAAAGAUCGGUCAGGCUGCUUGCGGCUUGUCGCCUUCUGCUUGCCUUAAAGGCAACCGAGUCUGGGAAGUCUGGGAGCUUCCUUCCCAGGCAUUCCAAGAUCGGCUCCAAAUUGGAUACAUUCGACAUGCAGUCCCGAGGUUUGGGUCCUAAGACUCACUUAGAAUGCCCGGAAAGCACCAUGUGCAGCCUCUCGCCAACUCGAAGGCUGCCGUUCGAAUUGGGCGAAUUGUGCAUAUUGGCCGAGUGGUAAACACGGACGGCUCCAGCCCCGACAAGCUUCGCAGGCGUGCAUGCGUGCAUCGUCCCAGGUGCGGGCCACCCAUUCUUGUGCCUAUUGCA